This is a messenger RNA of Nylanderia fulva, 3800 nucleotides long. RefSeq names its product SOSS complex subunit C homolog. Gene Ontology annotation, cellular component: nucleus; SOSS complex; nucleoplasm. The record is from RefSeq and is a predicted model, not a curated record. NCBI's taxonomy places the organism in Eukaryota, Metazoa, Arthropoda, Insecta, Hymenoptera, Formicidae. Gene Ontology annotation, biological process: DNA repair.
CGCUGCUCGUCGCGUCGCGCCGCGACCUCGCGCAGCCACUCGCGCGCCAUCUGGCGGAAGAGCUAGGUACUAACUCGUUUCCAGAUGGCGCGUCUAGCCGUCUGUCUCUGCCGUACCAUGCGGAUUUUCAGUGUUUUUUUACCGAUCGAUAUUUUGCGAAAAUAUUUAUUAUGUACGGAUCUUUAAAUUCUCGUUCAGUUUGCCAUCUGAUGUAGAAUAAGUUUAAUGAUCCUUUUAUUUUUCUCGAAAAGCAUAUCUAAGAAGGUUAAGAUUUAUAAAUAAAAAAUAAAUAAAUAAUAUAUAUACUCAUUACGUCGUUGACUUGAUAUUUAUCAAGUCUGAGCUUGAUUUACUUAUGUAAAUUUCAUGGCUUUUUCACAAUCAAACUCGAGAGAAAUACAAAAUCGAAAGAUUUUAGAAGAAUUACAAUUGAAAAAGCAGAUUCUACUGAAGCAAGGAGUUGCACCGACUUUAAAUUCGUCAUUAGGUGUUUCGUCGACCGGUCCUGCGUCAAAUGUACCUCCGAUACAGUCUAAUGAUGGUGUGGCGAUGAGUGCAUCUCAAAGAGCAGCUUUGCACAACGCACAUGCAGCCUCAUUCGGUUACUUUGUGACACAGGAUUCUUCUUUUGGAAAUCUGAUAUUACCAGUUCUUCCUAGAUUUGAUAUCCUUGACGAGAUAAUGGCUAGUCUCCGACUUCGUCAAUUAGAAGAGUAUCUUCAACAAAUGGAUGUGUUUGAAAAGCCAAAAAUCUUGCUCGAGCAGUAUGCCACUAGUGCGCACAUUGCCUCACACAUGUUGUACACUGCGCAAUCGCAAUUUAACGAUAUAGAAGGUAAGAGUAUAGCAGAUUUAGGCUCUGGAUGCGGAAUAUUGUCACUGGGUGCCAAAAUGCUUGGUGCUGAAUACGUAGUUGGAUUCGAGAUAGAUUCGGAUGCAGUCAAUAUUCAAUACAGAAAUUGUACCGACAUAGAACUCUUUGUCGAAGUCGUUCAGUGUGAUGUACUGCAAUAUUUGCCAGGAAAAUUUGAGAAAUACUUUGAUACUGUUAUAAUGAAUCCACCUUUUGGCACUAAGAACAAUGUGGGUAUUGAUAUGAAAUUUCUCGAAGUGGCAUUGAAACUUUCAUCCAACGCGGUUUACUCGUUGCACAAGAGCAGCACGCGAGAUUACGUUCUCUCAAAAGUGAAACAGCUCGGCGCGGAAGGAAGAGUGAUAGCCGAACUUAGAUAUGAUCUACCAAAAGCUUACAAGUUCCAUAAGAAAGAUUCCGUCGACAUACAGGUGGAUUUUAUACGAUUUGAAGUGACGAAGCGCUGAUGGUUUUCAAUUUAUUCAAACUUGAUGCCCUGAGCCAGAGGCAGUUCGUUCCCGUGGUUGAUCGUGAUUGUCGCGCGUCGCAUGUAAUGCUUCCAUGCGUCACUUCCGCUUUCGCGACCACCGCCCGUAGCCUUCUCGCCGCCAAAUGCACCACCUAUCUCGGCGCCGCUAGUGCCUAUGUUGACAUUGACUAUGCCACAAUCUGAUCCGUGAGGACCGAUCCACUGCGUAAUGAGAGAUUCGAUAAGUUAAUUCAAUUACAUAUUUGAAACUAUUAUAUACGUGUCCGAUUAUAAAUACGUGUAUUAGUUGUAUAUAUACUUACCUGAAAUAUAUUUCCGAUGCUUUUAGUAAAGAGACUGCUGCUCAAUCCCUGUUCUACACCGUUGUUAAGAUCGAUAGCCUCCUCUAGGGAGUUCGCCUCCAGGAUGUAAACGAUCGGGGCGAAAGUUUCUUGUUGUACUAUUUCCGCUUCGGCUGAUAGACCCGAAAUAAUUGUCGGCUCGACAUAGAAACCGGGUCGUUCUAUUUGCUUUCCACCGAACUCUAUCGUGCCACCGGCUUUCACAGCUCUCUCAAUUGCUGCCUGUGAUCAAAAGUAUUGAGUUAAUCAGAGUUCUAUCUCGUUUUUUUUGUAUUAAUGGAGGAAAAAGAAAGAAAUGAACUUUUGCUCAACUUAAUACUUUGUCUGAAAGAUAUUGGAACUGCUGCAUUCCUUGCAUACCUUGUAUUGGUUAACAGCUUGUUGAUUAUGCAACGGUCCAUAAAGCACAUUGUCCUCCAAAGGAUCUCCGACUCGUUCUAGUAUACUUUUAUACGCUGUUUUUAAUUUUCCUAAAAAUGUUUUGCAAGCAUAACGUUAUUACAUUGCCCAAAAACGAUCAACAUUUGUAUUUAUAUUAUUGAUAAAUAAGAGUUCUGUAUCGCGAGUCGUCUCUACCUAAAAAUUCAUUCUUUAUUUUUUUGUGCAAUAUUAAUCUCCUGGUUGUAGUGCAUCUUUGUCCAGCUGUUCCAACGCACGAGAAGACCGCCGCUCUCACUGCCAUCUCCAAAUCCGCAUCUUGUGCAACUGUUGACAGAAGAGAAACAGUUACACAUAUGUUAACGCACACGAGAAGAAUUGAUUACUUCAUCAAGAGAUAUCCGUACCGAUCAACGCAUUGUUACCGCCAAGUUCCAGCAAGGAUCUUCCGAAUCUCUGCUGAACUUUGAGUGCCACUUGUCUUCCUACAUCUGUACUUCCGGUAAACGAAAUAAGAGAGUGUCCCCGACCUCCGACCCACCAGUGAUCAGGGAUGCGACCGAACCCGGGAUACCAUUACGUUCCAAAACACCCGCGAUUAUCUUGGUGGUUGCGAUGGCUACCAGAGAUGUGCUCGACGCUCCUUUCCAAACGAUGGUGUUACCGCAGACCAAUGCGAUAGCGCUGUUCCAGCCGUACACCUGAAACAAUUGGAGCGAAUCAAUACGAGGAUUCAUAAAGUAGUGCGAGGAGUCGAGUUCUGAAGAAUAUUUAUACUUACCGCUAUAGGAAAAUUGAACGCAGAGAUAACGCCGACCACACCCAGAGAAUUCCACUUCUCCAGGAGCGCGUGAUUCUUUCUCUCAGACGGAAAUAAGCUACCGGGCAGCAUUCGCGACAAUCCGACCGCGUAAUCGCAUAUGUCGAUGAAUUCCUGAACCUCGCCUAUACCCUCCGGUAAUAUCUUUCCUAUACAUGCAUGCGAUACACAUACAUAUAAUAUUUCAAUUAAUUAUAGAAAUAUAGACUGUUAUAAUGAGUUAAAAAAACAAUAAUUUACCCAUUUCUAAGGAUACUAAGGAUCCUAGCGGCUUCAAAUUUCUCCUCAGUUCAUCCCCUAUUUGCCGGACAAUAUCUCCUCUCGCUGGAAUCGGGAUAGAUGUCCAUUGUGGCCAUGCUUUACGCGCUUCCGUGAUAGCAUUGCUAGCUUCCUGAGGCGUAGAUUCCCGAAUCUUCGCUAUCACCUUGCCGGUCGCCGGUGAUAUGGAUUCUAUUAACUAUAUUUAAAAAUAUAUUUGUUUUAUUAAUCGUAUACAUCAUUUUGAGUGACAUACAAUAUGAUAUGUAUUUAAUUUUGUUGAAGAUUCUCAUAUCAUCGUUAUCAAUAUCGAUAAAAAGAUAAGAUCAUGUACCUUUCCAGAACCACCCCAUCUUCCAUCAUAGAGUCCGGGAUUCUCGAUGGUGAUGCCUAAUUGCUUUAAAAAUCCAUAUCUCGGAUCAGUCACCAGAUAUCUCGCCAUUUGGAAUCGGGGAACGCAGCUGCUACUUUUUCCUAACAAUACACGUGACAUUGCCAGUUAUUUGUUACUGGUUACUCUGACUCGUCGAGCAGCUGAUAUCAAUAAGUAGCUUGGGUUAUCAGGACGGUACUUUUUAUCAAGAGAAAGAAAGAGAGAGAGAAGAAGAAAAACACAAAGAUAUCUUACAUAAUCCAAAUAAACAGCCAAGACUAUCCAAA